CUGACGCCAGCCGAGCCAUAUUACGAACGCACCAAUAACGAAAAUGAGGUCAGGAGCAAAAAGCGUUUGCAGAAACUGUGCGAUCUCUUUGAGGACGAGCUACUUAAGCGAGCAGAUCGAGUGCGCAAGACAUUGCCUGUCUAUGCGCCGCCUCCGAGGAAGGCGCGACGUCGCGUCUGCAAGCACAAACACAAGUCGGAGGCCUGCUCCUCGUCGUCCGAUGACGACUCGGACGAAGACGGCUUCAAGGUCGAGCAGGACUGCUGCAUGGAGGAGUUGUCGCGCAAGGUGCAGCAUCCGCAGCGUGUUCAUGCCGAUCUCUGGCACAACGACGCGGGCGAGAUGAAUGACGGUCCCCUAUGUCGCUGCUCUGCCAAGUCGCGUCGCAGCGGUAUCCGGCAUGGCAUAUAUCCCGGAGAGACCGGCUACAAGCUGUGCGACAAGGCCACAAACAACGCUAACAGUCUGUUUCAUUAUCGCAUCACCAUAUCGCCGCCCACCAACUUUCUGACCAAGACGCCAACUAUUAUCAAACACGAUGAGCACGAGUUUCUCUUCGAGGGAUUCUCGCUGCUGUCCCACGUGCGCCUCACCGAUCUGCCGGUCUGCAAGGUGAUUCGCUUCAAUAUAGAGUACACAAUUGAAUACGACGAGGAGAAGAUGCCCGACAACUUCACCAUUCACGAGCUGGACCUUUUUUUCAAAUACCUGUUUCACGAGCUGCUGGAGCUGGUUGACUUUAACCUGGAGCCCAAUACUGGAGCUGAUGGUGUUGAAUCCUGCCCAGCGUUUCAUUUCCUCCCCCGGUUCGUGCGAGACCUGCCCGACAAUGGCAAAGAGGUGCUGGCAAUGUGUGAGGUACUCAAGUAUCUGCUGGACAACUCGGCCGAACUGGUGGAGCGGCAGCAGUUGCUUCACCUGAACCAGAUCAGUCAGAGCGAAUGGCAGAACUAUGUGGACUUUAUAAAGGGCAUGCUGGUGACCAAGCCGGGCCACAAGCCAUGCUCGUUGCGUGUGGACCAGUUGGACAGGAACAACUCGGACUUGCCCGAGUGCGUGCACCAGGAGUCGGGUAUCUCGCAUCCGGCCAUUGUGCACUUUGGCAUACGUCCUCCCCAGUUGAGCUAUGCGGGCAAUCCGGAGUACCAGAAGGCCUGGCGUGAUUACGUCAAGUUCCGGCAUUUAAUGGCAAACAUGUCGAAGCCCUCGUUCAAGGACAAACGCAAGCUAGAGGAUAAGGAGCAGCGGCUGCAGGAGAUGCGCACUCAGGGACGGAUGAAGCGCAACAUCACGGUGGCCAUCAGCUCGGAGGGUUUCUUUCGAACCGGCAUCAUGUGCGACAUUGUGCAGCAUGCCAUGCUUAUACCCGUGCUGACGUGUCAUUUGCGCUUCCACAAGUCGCUGGACCUGCUUGAGGAGAGCAUUGGCUACCAAUUCAAGAAUCGCUAUCUUCUGCAGCUGGCGCUGACGCAUCCCUCCUACAAGGAGAACUACGGCACCAAUCCGGACCAUGCUCGCAACUCGCUCACCAACUGUGGCAUACGGCAGCCGGAGUACGGGGACCGCAAGAUCCACUACAUGAACACAAGGAAGCGGGGCAUCAACACGCUGGUCAGCAUUAUGUCCCGCUUUGGCAAGGAUCAGGAGACCGUUUCGAAUAUCACCCACAACGAACGUCUGGAGUUCCUGGGCGACGCUGUCGUCGAAUUCCUCAGUUCGAUUCAUUUGUUCUUCAUGUUCCCAGAGCUGGAGGAGGGCGGCCUGGCCACCUACCGAGCUGCCAUUGUGCAAAAUCAGCAUUUGGCUCUGCUGGCAAAGAAACUGCAGCUAGAGGAGUUUAUGCUGUAUGACCAUGGUUCCGAUUUGUGCCACGAACUGGAAUUGCGGCAUGCGAUGGCCAAUUGCUUUGAGGCCCUGAUGGGAGCGCUUUUGCUGGACGGCGGUAUCAAAGUGGCCGACGAAGUCUUCACGGAGGCAUUGUUCAGGAAGGAGGGUAAACUUUUGAACAUUUGGAAGAACCUGCCGGAGCAUCCGCUGCAGGAACAGGAGCCUUUGGGUGAUCGCCGUUGCAUUGAUUCUUAUCGCGUCCUGAAGGACCUUACUAAGUUCGAAGACUCGAUUGGACUUAAGUUCAAGCACAUCCGUCUUUUAGCCCGAGCCUUUACCGACCGCUCUAUCGGUUUCACCCAUCUCACGCUGGGCUCCAAUCAGCGGUUAGAGUUCCUGGGCGACACUGUCCUCCAGUUGAUAAGCUCGGAAUACCUGUAUCGUCACUUCCCCGAGCAUCACGAGGGACAUUUGUCGCUUCUACGCUCUUCGCUGGUCAAUAAUCGCACUCAGGCCGUGGUGUGCGAUGACCUGGGCAUGACCAAGUAUGCCGUCUACGCUAAUCCCAAAGCAGACCUAAAGACCAAAGACCGCGCUGAUCUGCUGGAGGCAUUUCUGGGUUCGCUAUAUGUCGACAAGGGUCUGCUGUUCUGCGAGCAGUUCUGCCAUGUCUGCCUGUUUCCACGUCUCCAGUUGUUUAUCAUGAGCCAGGACUGGAACGACCCAAAGUCCAAGCUGCAGCAAUGUUGCCUCACACUCCGCACUAUGGACGGCGGGGAGCCGGACAUACCCUACUACAAGGUGGUCGAGGCCAGUGGUCCGACCAACACGCGUGUCUACAAGGUGGCUGUCUACUUCCGAUCAAAGCGCUUGGCCACCUCUAGUGGUGCCUCCAUUCAGCAGGCCGAGAUGAACGCAGCAAAGCAGGCCUUGGAGAACUCGCGGGACCUUUUCCCGCAGUUGGAUCACCAGAAAUGGGUGAUUGCCAAAAGCAUUAAGAAGCAGACGGGCAGCGAGGUGGACAACGAUGCCGACAAACAGCAGGACGAGGACAAGGCCAAGAAGCCCAAAUAUACGGCGGUCCUGCAGGAUGAAUCCCACUUGCCCAAGCAGUAUCGCAUGCAUGAAAACAUCUCCAGCGACGAGUUACCGGAGGAUGAUGAACUUGACAAUGGCACAGCCAAGAGUCCGACUGCCGCCCAUCGCUUGCCACGGAGUGGAGUCGACACCGACUGCAGCAGUGACAGCGACAGCGACGACUCUAAAAUAACUCACAAGCGCCGUCACCGCAUGCCAUCCUCGCCAUCGUCCUCAUCGCCAUUAUCUUAGAAGUCGACUAGAUGUGUACU
Molecule: messenger RNA, 3176 nt
Organism: Drosophila miranda
Lineage: Eukaryota; Metazoa; Arthropoda; Insecta; Diptera; Drosophilidae
Product: ribonuclease 3-like
Exons: 3
Biological process (GO): primary miRNA processing; regulation of gene expression; pre-miRNA processing
Cellular component (GO): nucleus
Molecular function (GO): ribonuclease III activity; double-stranded RNA binding
Source: RefSeq, a predicted model, not a curated record